AUGUUGGCCGCACGACUGGCUCGGGCCAUCGCUCGCCCUCUUCCCCAGUGCAGGAGAAUCUCGUCCACACCAUGUCGGAGAUCAGACGCUCUUUUCAUGCACCGCGAUACGCCGUAUAACAACCCCAAGAUCGCCUUUGAGUUCAGCUCGGAGAACUUGAAGCGCGCGCAGGAGAUCAUCGCGCACUACCCGCCGCAAUACAAGAAGGCCGCCGUCAUCCCGCUGCUCGACCUCGCCCAGCGGCAGAACAAGGGCUGGACGAGCAUCAGCGUCAUGAACUACGUCGCCAAGCUGCUCGAGAUGCCGCCCAUGCGCGUGUACGAGGUCGCAACGUUCUACACCAUGUUCAACCGUGAGCCGAUCGGCGAGAACUUUGUCCAGGUCUGCACCACGACGCCGUGCAUGCUCCGCGGGUCGUAUGAGAUCCUCGACACCGUCUGCCAACACCUCGGCGGCAUCAAGCCGGGCGAAACGACCAAGGACGGCAAGUUCACCGUGAUCGAGGUCGAGUGCCAGGGCGCGUGCAGCAAUGCGCCAAUGCUAGUCGUGAACGACGACUUUUAUGAGGAUCUCACCUCAGCUACAACGAAGAAAGUGCUGGACGCAUUCACCAAGGGCGAGAAGCCAAAACCCGGCCCCCAGAGUGGUCGUCAUACGAGUGAGAACUCGGCUGGCCUCACCGCGCUGGCGUCAAAGCCGUACGGUCCUGGCGAGUUCUGUACAGAGGAGUUCCGGUAG
Molecule: messenger RNA, 738 nt
Organism: Postia placenta MAD-698-R-SB12
Lineage: Eukaryota; Fungi; Basidiomycota; Agaricomycetes; Polyporales; Adustoporiaceae
Exons: 6
Coding region: 1-738 (245 amino acids)
Molecular function (GO): NADH dehydrogenase activity
Source: RefSeq, a predicted model, not a curated record